CUCGUGACGAGCUAUCAAGUGUCAAAGGUAUACGCCGUGUAGCAAGGUCACCCAUGAUGCCCCACUCAUUUCGCAAGAAGCACGCAACAGCAUGAUGACGGAUCUCAGCUGUGUCGAGGAACUCCAUGCGGUCACGCCCACGGAGAUGCUCGAGCCGGACGCCGUGCGCCGCCACCUGCGGCUGCUGCUCGCCAAGGAGGACAGCCCGCGCCCGAGCGGGUACCUCGCGACGGUGCAGACGCAAGGCAUGGUGGCGUCGUGGCGAAAGCGCAUGGCCGAAUGGAUGCUGCACACGGGCAAGGCGUUCGAGCUCAGCGCCGACACGGUCGAAUGUGCGAUUCACUUUAUGGAUGUCUACUUGGCGGCGCUCUCGGUCGACAAGAUCGUGCUGCAACUCGUGUCCAUGGUCGCCAUGUACGUCGCGUCCAAGAUGCACGAGCCGCGCCCGAUCCUAAUGGAAGAGAUGGAGCUCCUUUGCCAGCACAAGUACCCGCGCAGCGAAAUCAUUCUCAUGGAGAAGCAGCUCCUCCACGUGCUCCAGUGGCGCCUCAACCCCGCGACGCCGGUUGCGUUUCUUCGGGACCUCCUCACCUUCGAGUCGGUGCCGUCCAUUCAAGUGCAUCUGGAAGAGGCGGCCAUGGAGCUCCUCGAAGAGUGCGCGAUCGACUACGAGUACCAAGUGUUCCCGAGCUCAGUUGUCGCUGCCGCCGCCCUUGAAGUCGUGUGCGCCACCCAAUUUGGCUGCGCGAGCCCCCUCGCCGCCUAUGCGCUCGACACGCUCGGCGUCGAUGCCGAUGCUUUCAAGGACUGCGUCGCGCGCAUGAUGACGCUGUACGCGCCUGCCGACGUCGAGCCCGAGCUUGCAAGCCUCGCGUACGAGGCCAAGGACGACAGCGUCGUGGCCGACGACUGCAAGCCUCGGAGUGCGAGCCCGACGUCCAUCGACAGCCCCGGGCGCGUCGAAAAGAAGCGCCGGCGCGACGACGACGACGACAAAGAGGCGUCGCCCCGGAAGAAGCAGCGGGCGACUGCCUAGAUGUGUACAUCGUCGCUUUUUGCUUAGAGUCUAGAUCCGUUCAUGUGUCCGCGUGGCUGGCUGCGUAACCCAAGCCAAAUCCUACAAGCUUAUUUAUCUUAAACGAUCGUCGUCUUCUUCUCCA
Molecule: messenger RNA, 1160 nt
Organism: Saprolegnia diclina VS20
Lineage: Eukaryota; Oomycota; Saprolegniomycetes; Saprolegniales; Saprolegniaceae
Exons: 1
Coding region: 92-1036 (314 amino acids)
Biological process (GO): regulation of cyclin-dependent protein serine/threonine kinase activity; mitotic cell cycle phase transition
Cellular component (GO): cyclin-dependent protein kinase holoenzyme complex; cytoplasm; nucleus
Molecular function (GO): cyclin-dependent protein serine/threonine kinase regulator activity
Source: RefSeq, a predicted model, not a curated record